AUGGCAAAGAACUCCGGGGCAUCUUCAGCAUCGUCAUCAUCCAUGGAGUAUCUCCUGAUGGAAGAUCUUGAUUUCAUCCAAGUCGAAGAACAGGGCCUGUCUCACUGGGAGUUCGUCAACGCCUCUGACGCCGAGUCUGAUCGAGAAGAACUAGAAGAGGAAACAGAAGAAGAUAAAGAAAAUCACAUCGUAGAUGGGAUCGAUUCAUUGGGAUCUGAAAUCUCCACGCCUAUUUGCUUACGGAUUGAGCAAAUAGAAACACAUGAUGAUGAUGUCGAUGUGGAUAGGAAAUGCAAUGGUGGGUAUUACAGUUAUGGUCGUGGGUAUGACGGUGAUUCUGGGUAUGUCGAGAAACAAUUUGAAGAUGAGGACGAAAACGAUGAUGAUCAUGAUGGGGAUGAUGAGUAUGGCUUGGACGACGAGCUCGUGCCGUGGAAUGUGAGCAACAAGAUCGGGAGGCAGAGGAUGAGGAAAUUGGGGAAAAGGGAGUUUCCUAAGAUGUACAACUCCAAGAGGUCGCCGUACCUGUUUGUGAGGCCUGGCUGUGUGCGUGGCAAGUAUGGCCUGGGCUUGAAGCACAAUUUCUGA
Messenger RNA from Juglans microcarpa x Juglans regia, 588 nucleotides. RefSeq names its product protein bfr2-like. The transcript has a single exon. NCBI's taxonomy places the organism in Eukaryota, Viridiplantae, Streptophyta, Magnoliopsida, Fagales, Juglandaceae. The coding region runs from base 1 to 588 and encodes 195 amino acids. The record is from RefSeq and is a predicted model, not a curated record.